Messenger RNA from Anarrhichthys ocellatus (wolf-eel), 5372 nucleotides. RefSeq names its product pyridoxal-dependent decarboxylase domain containing 1 (gene pdxdc1). Gene Ontology annotation, molecular function: carbon-carbon lyase activity; pyridoxal phosphate binding. The record is from RefSeq and is a predicted model, not a curated record. The transcript is spliced from 13 exons. Bases 2915 to 4315 code for a protein of 466 amino acids. Gene Ontology annotation, cellular component: intracellular membrane-bounded organelle. Gene Ontology annotation, biological process: carboxylic acid metabolic process. Lineage: Eukaryota; Metazoa; Chordata; Actinopteri; Perciformes; Anarhichadidae.
AACGCGCGUCACGUCGCGCUCCUAUCCAGGAAGUAAACUAUCCGGUUCGGUCUUGAGUCUGCGGAAUAGAGAAAGAAAACACAGCAGCUGAUACGUGUCCAACUCAACGGUUCAGCGAGCUUCCUCGAAGACUUCUGAAGGGACAACGUGUCCUGGACCCGGACCCGGACCGUGUGCGUCCCGUGCCCCCCUCACAGACCCGGACAGGCUGACAGCUGUGUGCAGAGAAGGUACUCGGUCAGCUGUGUGUGUUGCUAGCUAGCCCUGUGUGUCAGACGUGAGACGGGCAGCGAACACACUGCUUCCCCGCUGUCCUCCGGCUCUGUGGAACCUGCUGGCUGAGAGGAAGCAGCGUGAAGCGGGUGUUUUCAGUGUCAUAUGUCAGCGGCUCUCGGUAACGUGUCCGCUGACAAUGCGGAUGUGCAGUGGACUGCUGGUCAUUCACCAGAUCACAGAUCCUCCUGUCGAGCGAUACAUGCCAUGUAGAUCUGUAUCAUAUCCAUAAUGUAAAUAAGAAAUUCUCAAUAUACAAAAUAAUGAAACGGACCUGAUAAGUUGUUUAUAACUUAAUGUUUAUUUUUGGUUCAACAGGGUACUGCGCUGCAAUACCUGUAAUAGUAGUAACAACAACAACAACUGUAUUUUAAUUUCAAAAUUCCAAUAUGUGUGUCACUUUUCAAAGAGAGGUUUACAGUGUGCUUAAAUGAAACUAAUAAAAUCAAUAAACACAAACAAUAGCAAAAGGGUCUGGUAGAUAGGAAAACAACUAAAUGUUAGCAGUGCAUAACGUGACAACUGUGUCUAUUUUUUUUAAAAGUUAGUAAAAAGUCACAGCAGAUCAAAGUUGUAUUUUCUUGUUUUAGAGACAAUUAUAUGUCACAGUUUUUUGACAUAAAGCUAAAUAUCUAAAUGUUGUGUGUGUUUAAAUAUCUUUGGAAAGAACCUGUAUUCACUCGUUUAAUUUUUGCAGCCUAUCAAACUGUCGUUACUUUAAGCAGAACGUUUUUCUGUGUUUAUACACCACCAGAUUUGAAUAAUUGUACGUCCCCAAAUCUCCAAAGUUCAGCACAGAGCUGAAACCAAAUGAAUGAAUUAGUCGCUAAUAAAAUCUAUGUUAAUAGAUAAUUAUAAUUAUAAGAUCAGUUAUUGUAAGAUAAAUCAUUAUAAAUAUUUGAAGUGAAAUUCUAUCAUGCCUUAAGGACAUUAUUUUAGCAGCUGAACCAGUUACGUUGUAAAUAGGCCUCCUAGGUAAUGCUUUAAUAAAACUCUGUAGUUGGUCCAAAGUAAACGCAGUGAACGUGUCCACACCCAUCUGCAUGCGGCCUAUCAAGUACAGAGAUUGUUCAGCUUUUAUUUGGUUUCUUUCCCACUGGCUACUGAACUUGUGACAACACUGGUGUUAGAUUAGAUUACAUUAGAACACUUUAUUAAUCCCCAGUGGGGAAACUCAUUUGCCACCAAUAACUCAUACAGUCCACAGUACACAACACAGUACACAACAGACAGAAACACAUUACAAAGGAUAAAUAACACCAGACAAUGCCAUAUAAAACAUGAUCGACAUCAGAAAGAUAAAAACCUCUAAAGGUGUUCAUUAAAAAAAUCGGACUGCUGCUGGAACGAAAGACCUUCUUAUUCGUUCAGUAGAACACUGAGGCAUCCUGAGUCUCUCACUAAAUGAGCUUUGGAGUCCAUUGAAGACGCCGUGUAGUGGAUGGCCUUCAAACAAGACAAUCGUUUUUAACUUGGCCCUUGUUCGCUUUUCAACAGUGAUUUCCAGUGAGUCUGGGGUAAGGCCAAUCACUGAGCCAGCCUUUCUGAUCAUCUUAUUGAUCCUGUUUUUAUCAUCCACAGUGAUUUCCCCCCCCCUCCCAGCAGAGCACAGCAUAAAAAAGAACACUAGCCAAGAUCCCCUGAUAGAAAACAUGAAGAAGCUUCCUGCUGAUGUCAAAUGAUCUAAGCUUCCUCAGGAAGAAGAGUCUUGACUGAGCCUUUUUAAAAACAGCAUCAGUGUUCUUCUUCCAGUUUAAUUUACUGUCCAGAUAGACCCCGAGAUAUUUAUACAACUGGACAAUUUCUAUCUGCUGACCUGCAAUUGUCACUGGGGAGACCUCCUUCUUCCUUCUAAAAUCAAUAACCAACUCUUUGGUCUUUCUAAUAUUUAGUUUUAAAAAAGUUUCAUAACACCAGCUGACGAUUCAACCUCCCGUUUGUAGGCCAGGUCGUUGCCUCUGUUAAGUAGACCAACCAGAGCAGUGUCAUCUGAGAACUUCUGGAUGUUACAGGGCACAUGGCUCUGCCUGUAGUCAGCUGUAUAAAGUGAGAAUAAAAAGGGGGAUAAAACUGUUCCCUGUGGUGCUCCAGUUUUAGUUAAGAUAGUGUCAGACCAUUUUUUAUCAAGCCUGACAAACUGUGGUCGAGAAAGAAGGUAAUCCAAAACCCAAGCAACAGUUGUAUUGUGCAGUUACCGUAAUGUAAAUGAAAAUGCACAGUAUUUACAGUGUUUUUUUACUCUGUCAUCUCUUUACAAUGUCGGCAGGUAAACUGCAACACAAGGUACAUCAAGACAAUGUAAAAAAAGAAAACGGGGACAAAAUGUAACAUGUUACCGUUUGUAUUAACGGAGAAUAUCAUGUUUUCAGCCUGUUUCCAGUCUUUUAGACAUGAUGGGCACACAUUUUACACAUUGUUGCAUGUGAAGGGAUGCUGUGAAUACAACAUCAGUGUGUCUCAAUGUAUGCAUGCCCGCGGUGACAAUUCUGCCUCACACACACACACACACACACACAAACAGUUUUAGUGUUGCAGCAUUUGUAAUGACUGAUUUAAAAAUGUUUUUCCUAAUAUUCUUUUUGACUUGCUCCCAGCCCACACACACACACACGCACACACAGAUCCACAAACACUUUAGACGAUGGUGGACUCAACGUUUGCUCAAGUGGGCAAGAAUCUGAGUGAAGCCAUGAGAAUCCUGGGAGACGGACAGAGAGAGCCAGAGACGGGACCAGAGAAGUGGCGCUUCAGCAGAAGCAGCAUCCCUGGACCCCUGCAGGGAGACGGUCAGGAUGUUGCCACUAUACUGCACCUGGUUCACAACCUCAUUCAUGAUGAGGAAGAGGAGGAGGACAUGCCCAGUCAACAUAGGAUGCAGCAUGUGGGUGAACAGGGUCACAUGGCCCUGCUGGGUCACAGCCUGGCCGCCUACAUCUCCGUGUUGGACAGAGAGCGACUGAGGAAGCUGACCACUCGGAUCCUGUCUGACACCACAUUGUGGCUCUGCAGACUGUUCAGGUAUGAGAACGGUUCAGCCUACUUCCAUGAGGAUGACCGGGACGGCCUAGUCAAAGUGUGCCGGCUGGUCAUUAACGCCCGUUAUGAGGAAUAUGCCUCUGAGGGCUAUUCAGUCCUCUGCUCCAGACAGCCCGUCAUCUACCAGAGCGCCUCCGGCAGGUCUGGACUGGGGCAGCAUCUGUGCAGCCAGCUCGGCCUGCCUCUCUCUAGUCUGUGUACAGUCCCAUGCAACACCAUCUUUGGAUCCCAGCACCAAAUGGAUGUUGCCCUGUUGGACAAACUAAUCAAGGAGGACAUAGAAACCGGAAAGCUUCCGUUGCUGUUGAUCGCCAACGCAGGUACCCCUGGGGCAGGACAUACAGACAAGUUGGCUCGUCUGAAGGACCUGUGUGAUCAGUACAACAUGUGGCUCCAUGUGGAGGGGGUCAACCUGGCAACCCUGGCACUGGGUCAGGUCACCUCUGCUAUCAUGGCAGCCAGCAGGAGUGACAGUAUGACACUGACACCAGGUCAGUGGUUGGGACUCCCUGCUGUUACUGCUGUCACCCUCUACAGACAUGAAGACCCUGCACUGUCUCUGGCAGCAGGUUUGACCUCCAGCCAGCCCGUGGCCAAGCUGCGAGCGCUGCCUCUGUGGCUCUCGCUGCAGUACCUCGGUCACAGUGGAAUCGUCCAGAAGAUCAGACAUGCUACCGCUCUGAGCCAGCAACUCCUGCAGAAACUAAAAGCUCUGGCCUCCAUCAAAACAUCGGGUGUGGUGUCACCGAUCAUCUCCGGGGCUUCACUCCGGGACGUUCUGGGCUCUCUCAUGCUCUCUAUUGUAGGUGGGACCAAGCCUCUGCCUGUCUCCCCUACUCCCCCUUCCCCUUUGUCCUCCCUUCUCGUCCUCUUCUUUCUUCCUGUCACUCCUGACCAUUUUCCUUCACUCACAUCAGCUCAGCGGUAUUUGGGUCUCCAUUGGCUGAUGGACUGUUCACUUCUUCCUAAUUGUUUAGGAUGUGGACCACUCAAGCAUGUUCUUUGAGGUACUUCAGGGAAUGCCUCUCCCCAGUCAUUAUGUUUUGUUGCCUUUGGAAGAAAUACAAGGGUCAUAAAUAAUUAAUAAUGGGUCAUGUGCUGUUGCAUUUCAUUACUUCCUUUUGUUUAAAAUCCAAAUACCUCUUGGUGAUGCCCCCUGUUAAAAUGCUUUCCACAGCAGCAGAGUGGAAGGUUUUUAGGACUCCCAAAUGCCCUGAACACAGCUGACAUUAACAUGUAUCUUAGAGUAUGUUACUGGAGCUGGUGACCACUUGUGAUCAGAUCUCACUUCCCAGCUCUGUAUUCAAACAAACAUUUACAUCAUUUCCGCUUGCAAAGACUAAAUACAUUGUUGUUUAGCCUGCUGGGUUAAACGAGCUAACCAGCGUGAGGCAACAAUGCACUUUGCAUGUGAUACGCCAGUAAAGCCGAAGAAGAUGAAGAAGAAAUGCACUUCCUGUGCCAAGUCUGCCGAGAAAGAUAAAGAAGAAAUCAAGACAAUACACACCUGGUCCAUUGCUUGGCUGUUGAGUAGGCGGUCUUUACCAGGACACAUUCACUUACAGUGCUAAAAAAAAAUGUGGCGACCUCGGAAUGUGGUCUGAGUGAUUGGAUCUCAAUGUGUCCUCACAUGCGUCUUUGGUGCAUUCACACCUGUACUUUAAGCUGUCACCUGAGACGCAUGUUAUUGCCAGGUAUGAACAGGGUCGGACAGACUUUGAUUUUCUUAAGCUAAUAUGUGAACAUGUCAGAUUAUGUGUGAGGGGGACUCCCAGGUACCUUAAGGUGCUCGCCCUUGUGUCCUAGGGUGUUGGGGUGUGGAGCUCUUCUGCUGCUUUCUCCUAAAAGCCACAACUAGUUCCUUGGUUUUGCUGACGUUCAGUAGGUGGUUGUUGGCCUGGCACCAUAGUGUUAGCUACUUCUUCCAGGUAGGCCUUAUUGUUGUUGUGGACACGACUGUGUCAUCAGCAUACAUGAUGAUGAAGUUGGAGCUGUUUCUGACCACAUGCGUGUAACUUGAGUACAGCAGGGAGCUGAGUACACAACCUUGGGGGACACCAAUG